Molecule: messenger RNA, 4253 nt
Organism: Diospyros lotus (date-plum)
Lineage: Eukaryota; Viridiplantae; Streptophyta; Magnoliopsida; Ericales; Ebenaceae
Product: structural maintenance of chromosomes protein 3
Exons: 32
Coding region: 342-3998 (1218 amino acids)
Biological process (GO): mitotic sister chromatid cohesion
Cellular component (GO): chromosome
Molecular function (GO): double-stranded DNA binding; ATP hydrolysis activity; cohesin loader activity
Source: RefSeq, a predicted model, not a curated record
GCCUCGAAUUGUUUUGUUCUGUUUUGCCCCAAACUAAACUCCCCUUUCGAUUUCUUUCGUCGAUGACUCGUUGGUUUCAGUUUCUGGCGCGCAUUUGAAGCAGAGAAAGAGAAACGUAGACCUAGGGCUUGGCUUUGAAACCCACUUCUUUGACGCAUCCCAGGGAUUCCUACUGCUCAAUGGAUGGAAUGGUACAUCAAAAUUGAAGCUAGAGGAAAAGUGUUGAAGCCCUACCACUGUUGGAUUGAAACCCGCUGUGGCCGAAACUCCUUUGAUUAUAUUCAGUUACGCUCUUUCACAGUAAUUCUUCUGCAAAAGCAGGAUAAACUGGCAUCUUGAAAAUGCAUAUAAAGCAGGUUAUUAUCGAGGGAUUUAAGAGCUAUAGAGAACAAGUUGCCACUGAGCAUUUCAGUCCAAAAGUUAAUUGUGUUGAUUUCUUCAUCAUUCUUGAUGUCCAGCUGGUUGUGGUCAAAUUUGGUGCCAAUGGAUCUGGCAAAUCAAACUUUUUCCAUGCAAUUCGGUUUGUGAUAAGUGAUCUCUUCCAAAAUUUGCGCAGUGAAGAUAGGCAUGCAUUACUCCAUGAAGGUGCUGGCCACCAGGUGCUAUCCGCUUUUGUGGAGAUAGUCUUUGACAAUUCUGACAAUCGCAUUCCGGUUGAAAAGGAGGAAGUGCGCUUGCGGAGAACAAUUGGUCUUAAAAAGGAUGAGUACUUCUUAGAUGGAAAACACAUUACGAAAACAGAAGUUAUGAAUUUACUGGAGAGUGCCGGGUUCUCUCGCUCCAAUCCUUACUAUGUUGUGCAGCAAGGGAAAAUAGCAUCAUUAACAUUGAUGAAAGACUCUGAACGGCUUGAUCUACUGAAAGAAAUCGGUGGCACACGAGUUUAUGAGGAAAGACGUCGAGAGAGUUUGAAAAUUAUGCAAGAUACUGGUAACAAGCGGAAGCAGAUAAUUCAAGUUGUUCAGUAUUUGGAUGAGAGGUUAAAGGAGUUGGAUGAAGAAAGAGAAGAACUCAAAAAAUAUCAGCAGCUUGACAGGCAGAGAAAAUCCCUAGAAUAUACCAUUUAUGACAAAGAAAUUAAUGAUGCUCGACAGAAACUGAUGGAGGUUGAAGAAGCUCGAAACAAGGUUUCUGAGACAUCAACCAAGAUGUAUAACAGUGUCUUGGAUUCCCAUGAAAAAUCCAAGGAGUUAGACAAGACAUUUAAGGAUUUGACAAAAGAAGUUCAAAGUUUAAACAAAGAGAAAGAUGCAAUAGAGCAGCAGCGAACAGAGGCUAUUAAGAAGCAUGCACAACUUGAGCUUGAUGUCAAAGAUCUACAAGAGAAAAUCUCUGGAAAUGUCAGAGCCAAGGAAGAUGCAGUGAAACAGCUUGAGAUUCUGCAGAAAGAGAUUCAGGACUCAACAGAAGAGCUUAAUAAAAUUAAACCAUUGUACAACAAUCAAGUCAGGGAGGAAGAGGAGAUAACAAGAGGAAUAAUGGAUCGUGAAAAGAAGCUCAGCAUUCUUUAUCAAAAACAAGGUCGUGCUACUCAGUUUGCUAAUAAAGCCGCUCGUGACAAAUGGCUACAAAAGGAAAUUGAUGAAUACGAACGAGUUCUGACUUCAAAUCUAAUGCAGGAAGGAAAAAUUAAGGCUGAAAUUCAGCAGCUUAAUGCGGGUAUGCAAGAGCAGGAUGCCUAUAUCGAGCGACGUAAAACUGAAAUGACGAACUUAGAAUCCCUUAUAUCUCAGUAUCGUGGUGGCUUCAAUCAGUACAAGUCACAAAGGGACAUGCUGCAGGAAGAGAGGAAGUCCUUGUGGGGUAAAGAAAGUGAACUUUCUGGCGAGAUUGAUCAGCUAAAGACAGAAGUUGUAAAGGCGGAGAAGAGCCUAGAUCAUGCUACUCCGGGUGAUAUUAGGAGAGGAUUGAAUUCAGUGAAGAGGAUAUGCAGAGAGUAUAAUAUUCCUGGGGUUUUUGGUCCAAUUAUUGAGUUGCUUGAUUGUGAGGAGAAACUUUUCACUGCAGUUGAAGUUACUGCUGGAAACAGCUUGUUUCAUGUGGUGGUAGAAACGGAUGAGAUAUCUACCCAGAUAAUUAGACACCUUAAUGCAUUGAAAGGCGGACGAGUAACAUUUAUACCACUGAACAGAGUGAAGGCCCCAAAUGUUAAAUAUCCUGAUAGUAAAGAUGUGACACCUCUUCUAAAUAAAGUACACCACGCUACUGUUUAUAAGCCAGCAUUUGCCCAGGUGUUCGCUAGAACAGUAGUAUGUCGAAAUCUAGAUGUGGCCACGAAGGUUGCUCGUACUAAUGGUUUGGACUGUAUUACUUUGGAAGGUGAUCAAGUUAGCAAGAAAGGUGGAAUGACAGGGGGAUUUUAUGAUUGUAGGCGUUCAAAACUGAAGUUUAUGAACGUGAUAAGGCAGAAUAUGAAAUCCAUUAACACAACGGAAGAUGAACUCGAGAAAGUUAGAUUAAAGCUUCAAGAGAUAGACCAGAGAAUUACAGAACUUGUUGCUGAGCAGCAAAAAAAUGAUGCCAAACUAGCUCAUGACAAAUCUGAGCUCGAACAGCUUAAGCAGGAUAUUGCUAAUGCCAAAAAGCAAAAGGAAUCUCUUUCUAAGGGUCUUGAGAAAAAGGAAAAGUUGCUUGCAAAUGUAGAGACUCAAAUUGGUCAGCUUAAAGCUAAUAUUGCAAUGAAACAAGAUGAAAUGGGUACAGAGCUUGUUGAUCACUUGACCUCAGAGGAAAAAGAUUUACUCUCUCGAUUGAAUCCUGAAAUAACUGAAUUGAAAGAGAAGCUCAUUGCUUGCAGAGCAAAUCGCAUAGAGACUGAAACCAGAAAAGCAGAGCUUGAGACUAAUCUAUCGACUAACCUUGUAAGGCGAAAGCAAGAGCUUGAGGCAGUAAAAUUGUCUGGAGAAACUGACCAGUUGGUCACUGAAGCUGAAGUGAAGAACCUGGAACUCAAAGAUGCAAGGCUGCUUGUUGACGAUUUAACACAGCAGCUCAAGAGAAUAUGUGAUAAUAUUGAUGACUAUACAAAACAACUUAGGAGGAUCAAAGAUGAAAAGAAUAAGUUGAAGACACUGGAAGAGAAUUACCAGAGAACCCUUCAGGACGAAGCUAAAGAACUGGAACAACUUUUGAGUAAAAGAAAUAUUCUGCUUGCCAAGCAAGAAGAGUACUCGAAGAAAAUCAGGGAAUUGGGUCCACUGUCAUCAGAUGCUUUUGAAAUAUACAAAAGGAGGAGCAUAAAAGAAUUGCAAAAAAUGCUUCACAAGUGCAAUGAGCAGCUACAACAGUUCAGCCAUGUAAACAAAAAAGCCCUCGAUCAAUAUGUAAACUUCACAGAACAGCGAGAAGAACUCCAGAACAGGCAAGCUGAACUGGAUGCAGGUGAUGAGAAAAUUAAAGAACUUAUAUCUGUUUUGGAUCAAAGAAAGGAUGAGUCAAUAGAGCGCACGUUUAAAGGUGUGGCUAAGCAUUUCCGAGAAGUAUUUUCUGAGCUUGUGCAAGGCGGCCAUGGGUUUUUGGUUAUGAUGAAGAAGAAGGAUGGGGACCAUGGUGAUGAUGAUCAGGAUGAAGAUGUGCCUCGUGCAGCUGACAUGGAGGGAAGGGUUGAGAAAUACAUUGGUGUCAAAGUGAAGGUUUCCUUUACGGGUCAAGGAGAGACACAAUCUAUGAAGCAGUUGUCUGGGGGCCAGAAAACUGUGGUGGCAUUGGCACUGAUCUUUGCCAUACAGCGAUGUGAUCCUGCACCCUUUUAUCUUUUUGAUGAGAUAGAUGCAGCACUUGAUCCUCAGUACAGAACUGCUGUCGGAAAUAUGAUUCGUCGAAUGGCAGACAUGGCAAAUACACAGUUCAUCACUACAACAUUCAGGCCAGAGCUUGUGAAAGUUGCAGACAAGAUAUAUGGGGUAACACACAAAAACAGGGUAAGCCAUGUUGAUGUUGUCACCAAAGAAGAAGCUCUGGACUUUAUUGAGCACGAUCAGUCUCACAAUGCCGAGUGAGUGAAGGCCUUGGACUGAUAGGAAGCUUAUAUCCCAUGCUGUACAAAUCCUGGGGAGGCAUUGUUUAGAUGCUUGAAUCGGUUGAACUUCAUUUUCCUUGGUAUCUCUUAAUCUUUAUAGGCUGGUCCAAUAUGAUGCAUUUCAUGUUGUAUUUUCUUUCUUUGAACAUAAGUAGACUGUAGACAGUUGUGAUGGAUCAUGAUUAUUGUCUGGAGCAGAUGGGAUCAAUAUAACAUCAAAAAUCGAUUAAAUCUC